AUGCCUAAACAUAUUUUCUUUGUCUCGUUGAUAUCGAGAGAUAACCGUCCAUUACAUAUACAAUCUUUGACACCUUUCCAAGGUGAAGAAUCAAUAAUAAGUGAAAGAGUAGAUGAUCAAACAAAACCAGUAGUGGAAGGAGAUGCUAAAUCUCAAAAAUCUGGAGAAACACAUACCCUUGUUGAUGAAUUGAGUGAGAAUGAAAUACUCAAAUAUCAAUUUUUAUCAAAUAUGGCUUUAGAUAUAUUUUUAUCACCAUUCUUUGAAGGUGAACAAGGUAUACCCGUGUUGCUGUUUAUUCAAGAUGGUAUAAAUAUAUAUGGAUAUGAAACCAAUACUGGAUUGAAAAUAUUAAUUGGAUCCUCAUCAGAAAUUGAUGAAUCAUUUGGAUUCAUUUUCAAGAAACUUCAUAGAUUAUAUUUGAACUUGAUUGUUAAUCCGUUUCAAAGCAAUGACUUGUCACAACUAACGAUCAAUGAGGAAAAGACGACGCUGAAAGUGAAUCAAAUCAUUGAUGAAUGGGACAAGAAAUACAAUACAGAGUAA
This is a messenger RNA of Hansenula anomala, 546 nucleotides long. RefSeq names its product Tca17p (gene TCA17). The transcript is spliced from 2 exons. NCBI's taxonomy places the organism in Eukaryota, Fungi, Ascomycota, Saccharomycetes, Phaffomycetales, Wickerhamomycetaceae. The coding region runs from base 1 to 546 and encodes 181 amino acids. Gene Ontology annotation, biological process: endoplasmic reticulum to Golgi vesicle-mediated transport. The record is from RefSeq and is a predicted model, not a curated record.